This is a messenger RNA of Penicillium oxalicum, 1029 nucleotides long. RefSeq lists its product as uncharacterized. The record is from RefSeq and is a predicted model, not a curated record. The transcript has 3 exons. NCBI's taxonomy places the organism in Eukaryota, Fungi, Ascomycota, Eurotiomycetes, Eurotiales, Aspergillaceae. Gene Ontology annotation, molecular function: oxidoreductase activity, acting on the CH-OH group of donors, NAD or NADP as acceptor. Gene Ontology annotation, biological process: carboxylic acid metabolic process. The coding region runs from base 1 to 1029 and encodes 342 amino acids.
AUGGUGAUCCUCAAACCUCCUAAUCCAAUGACAAACAACGAUGCACCAUCAAAGAAACAUCGUACCGCAAUCAUAGGGGUCGGGGAUGUUGGUGCGGCAGUAGCCAAUGCACUCAUCCUCCGCUCAGUCACCGAUGAAGUCCUCAUCAACGAUACCGAUUCUAUCCUCCGAGAAGCCCAAAUCUACGAUUUAUCUGACGUGAGCUAUGUUUGUGGGGGUCAGAUUCGCGUACGAGCCGCGACACACCGUGAAGCAGGACAGGCCGAUAUUGUGAUCAUCACGAUUGGUUCAAGACAUUUUCGAGGAGAGACAAACGUACAGCACACCUUUAGAAAACUCUCGACCAUCCGCAGCAUCAUCAGCUCGAUGAAACCGUUUGGGCCAAACACGAUAUUGAUUGUGGUUGCAAAUCCCGUCGACAUAUUCACAUCCUUUGUCUACAAACUCUCUGGACUCCCCGCAACGCGAGUGAUUGGCUCAGGAACAUGGCUCGACUCGAUUAGAAUGUCUAAUGUGUUGGCGGAAAGGACAAAUGUGAGCCACCAUGACAACAUCGGACCCAAUGCCGAUCCCAGUUCAAUCAACCUACCCAUUCUGGGAGUAAAUGGAAAGUCGCAAGUUAUAGCGUGGUCCACUGCGUCCAUAGGGGACACCCCUGUCGAUGAAAUCAAAUCACAGACACUUCCAUCAGUAUCAGCGCCCCCUGGCUUGAUCGAUCGUGAAUCAAUUCACACCGAGUGCAUCAUCAGAAAAGACAAAAUGCUUCGUGGCAAGGGCAAGAUUCCUCUUGGUAUUGGAUCGUUAGUAACCAGAAUCUGCGAGGCAAUUGUUUCAGACCAAGGUCGAGUGUGUCUUGUGAGCCAGUAUCAACCUAAAUGGGACUGUUGUUUCAGUUCCCCGGCGGCGCUGGGGAAGACAGGAAUCGUGAAAACGGUGGAGAUCUCCAUGCUUCCAUCCGAGUGGCAGGAUCUGGAGGAGACAGCGAAGGAGUUGAGAGAGAGGGUCGACCAGAUUCACGAGGGUCAAUAA